AUGUCAGUGACUCCGGGGACGGAUACCUAUCCUUACAAAGCUUAUCUGGAGAAAUUUUUGUCUUACCAACCCAGAACUUUAAAGACACAGAUGAGAGCCUGUAGUCUGUGGGAAAAAGAUACGGCAGGACACAUGGACGAAGUGGGGUUAGAGGACCUUGGUGUAGCUCAAAAUAAGACCUUUAAUGUAACUCCGGGUCAAAAUGGUGGUGCCGACACGGUGACCAUUAACCAACCCAUCCUUACAGAGUUACCGGCCAAUUCUAAAAACGAAGAAUUCCGAGAAAGACACCAAGCUAUCGAUGGGAGUAAGAAAAUCACUUUGCUGGAUCAUUUACAUCUAGAUUUGUUUCAACAAGAUCGAUUUCUGCCCAAUGGAGUCGACGUCCGUUCGCGAUUUAAUCGAGCUAGACCCGCUUUCUACAUGAUGAUCAAAGGAGGAAGUACAGGAAAAGUGAAAAUUUUGAGUAUGGUCUUGUGGGUGAGAAAAGUUAAACCCACACCAGUCAUGAUGAAUGCCAUUAAUCAGAGUUUGAAUACCCACAGAGCCAAAUAUCCCUUGAGAAGAGUGGAAGUAAAAACCUUUACCAUCCCCACAGGAACUCAGUCUAAGAUUACGGAUUAUCUGUUUCAAGGCCAGAUGCCUAAACGUCUCAUUUUAGGCUUUGUGGAGAAUGCGGCCUUUAACGGAGAUCAAACUAAAAAUCCCUUUCAUUUCCAAAACUUUGGAAUUAAGAAAGUAGAUGUCAGUAUCAACGGAGAGAGCAUUAGUAUUCGUUGUUUUGAGCCUAAUUUCAACGACAAUUUAUAUCUGAGAUCUUUUCUCAGUCUGUAUCUAGCUCUGGGAAGAUUAGGAGAAGAUUGGGCUCCGGACAUUACCCUAGAAGAGUAUAAACGCGGCUACACUCUAUGGGGCUGGGAUUUCACUAAAGAUCAAGAGGCGCAAUCGGAUAAAUUCCACAUCAUAGAAACAGGAAAUCUGAGAGUAGAAGUGCAGUUUACCAACAAUACGGCUACCACCAUAAAUUGUGUGGUGUAUGCAGAAUCGAUAACCUAUUAG
Messenger RNA from Saccostrea cuccullata (small rock oyster), 1059 nucleotides. RefSeq lists its product as uncharacterized. The transcript has a single exon. The record is from RefSeq and is a predicted model, not a curated record. Lineage: Eukaryota; Metazoa; Mollusca; Bivalvia; Ostreida; Ostreidae. Bases 1 to 1059 code for a protein of 352 amino acids.